Effrenium voratum is the source of this 1992-nucleotide messenger RNA. The record is from the annotation of a GenBank genome assembly. NCBI's taxonomy places the organism in Eukaryota, Dinophyceae, Suessiales, Symbiodiniaceae.
AUGGGCUGCGGAGCUCAAGGCGCCAAGAAGCUCGAGGAGGCAGAGAUCCUGAGCACUCAGCUCCGGAGCAGCCUGAAGAAGCAGGAGCUGGAGCUGCAGAGGCUUGAGGCCCACGAAGCCGCCAAUUCCAAAGAGCGCACGCGGCUGCGCCAGGAGCUCGACGAAGCCAGAUCGGAAGAUGCCUUGGCCAAGGCCUUGGCGGAGAUCCGGAGCUUGCGAGAGAAGGUCGCGUCUUCGGAGGCGGCUGCGUCCGCAGAAGCCACAAGAUCUUCCAGGCUGGAUGGCCGCUGCUCGGUCCUCGAAGUGGAGUCCCGCGCAUUGCGAGAUGAGCUUACUGCCGCAAGCUCUGCCCACUUCCAGUCGCAAGAGGCCUCGGACAACUUGCAUCAGCAGCUGACAGCAAGAAAGCAAGAGCUUACACAGCUCCACGUGCAGCUGCAAAGUCUGUCCGACGAGGCCAGCGAUCUCCAGGCCCAGCGAGACUAUGCUUUGAGCGAGCUCAAAGCGGCCAACCAGGUGGCCGAGGCGUUGAAAGCGACGUCAACGGCUCUGGAUGGCAAGCGGCCUCGAAAGCCUCGGAAGCCUUGCACUCAAAGACUCUUCGGGACUCGGGACGCUGCCGACAGCUUGCCGAAGCCCCUUGCGGACGGCCAAGAGGUCACUUCGUUGAAGGCCACCCAUCUUCCACCCACUGUGGAUGAGGAUGAUUUGCGUGCCAUUUUCGGGCGAGAGCUUUGCUCAAUUCAGCUUCCGCGGAAUUGUGGCUAUGCCAUCCUGGGCUUUCGAAGUGCGGAGAGCGCCGAGAAGGCGUUGAAGCGGAAUGGGCAGCGCAUUCCUGAUCACAAGGCCGUCUUGCGCCUCGCGCGGUCCAGCGCCACACCAGGCCGCCGGCCGUUGACCGACUAUCAAGUUUGUGUCGGCAACCUGGCGCCGAAUAUGACGGACGCCGAUCUCUAUGAAGCCUUCAGGUCCUUGUCAACGGAUGUGCUCGGCGCAAGGGUACCUGUUGACCACACUGGUCGCAGCAAAGGAUUUGGCUUCGUUCGGCUGGCGGACGACGACGCAGCGGAACCACUUGUUGCAAAGAAGCAAGGGUUUCGGUUGGCUGGUCGAGCUGCCACUUUGCGACAGUGCAUGGCACCAGAUGCUGCCGUUGGCGACAAAGUGCUGUUCAUCAGCAACAUGGAGCCUGGCACACGCGAGGAUUGGCUCCGGACACUUCUUUGCGUCUUUGGGGAGCUCGAGUUUGUAGAAAUGGGCUUCAAUGGAGGCUUCGCGCGGGUUGGCUUCCGGGAGGCGGAGGCCGCGCUGGCGGCGGGCUCGCUGCUGCAGGGCCGCGCCCAGAGCAGCGGGCGCCGGCUGCUGUUCCGCUGGGCGCGGCCUCUGCCACCGGACCCGCAGCGCCUGCAGUUCUCCCAGCGCUUCGCCACACCGCUCAGCGACACGAAUUCAGACAAUCUGGGCCGCGAGUUGGCACACUCCUUGCUGCCGCAGCCCACUGCCUCCGAGCGGCGAGUGGAGGGAGCCUCCUUGGAUCCGGGCGACAAAGCCCACUGGCUCUCAAAGCAGCUGGCAGGUCUCGGCCAGCUGCUGAACCAGAGGGCUCGCAAGGCGCGGCUGAGCCCGAUGCAAGUUGCAAUCGCCGUGGACUCGUCGAGCGAGGGCUCUGCCUUGGCGGUGCCCAUGCCCGAGGUGCCUUGGGCGGACUCGCCGCUGCAGGCAUCCCCGCAGGCUUUUGCCUUCGAGCGUGAAGGCAAGCUGUCGCUGGAAAAUGCCGGAGGCGCAGCGCCCAGCUCUGGGAUGCAGGAGGCUGCCAAGGAGAUGCCCAAGAUUUACACUGAUCCCAAUGCCAAGGUGUUUCAAUUUGACUUCAGUGUGUUCGACUUCUUGAAGCACGAGGCACUUCAGACGCCUCCAGAGAGCCCGCUUGAAGUGCUGCCGGUGGAAGUGUCGGACAAGUGGUCAGAUGCGCGCUGGAGCACAAGGGUUUGA